Messenger RNA from Lingula anatina, 3400 nucleotides. RefSeq names its product clarin-3. Lineage: Eukaryota; Metazoa; Brachiopoda; Lingulata; Lingulida; Lingulidae. The record is from RefSeq and is a predicted model, not a curated record.
CAACUUUUGAUAUGUAAAAAACAAGGUAAAUGAACGAACCCGCAACCGAUACAGCAGUGUUAUCAGUAAAACUUGAGAGGUUGUGUCAGUUUGUUGAGGGUGUAUCAAAAAUCAAUAGUUUUGUCAGUCCAUUGGGUAUCUCACGCCCUAGGCAUGUGUUGAAUAGCACAAGAAGUACUUUCCACGACUCACAAACUACCAAGAACCAUGAGAGAGACGAAGAAGACGUGUUGUUUGGUGUUAAUUUUCUGUGGUGCACUUUGUGGAAUUGUCCUGACGUCUGUCAGUUUGGCGACAGAACACUGGGUGGAAUCUAAACCAACUAGAGCAGUCAAUAAAACCGAGGAACUGUUAACUGAAGAUUCCCAGGGUUCGGUUAAUCUAGGCCUGUUUAGAGGCCAGAAGCAAGUGAAAGUUCUGAACUAUAACCCAAAACCUGUGUGGGUUGUUUGCAUACCUGACCAAGGAGUGUGUGGAUUGAGCGGCUAUGAGAACCCAGACAUGCGCACGAAGGAAGUGGAAGAUUAUAUUAAAAAUUUAACCAAAUCCACAGACCAAGGUUCUUUUUUGUUCCAAAAAAUUCAAGAUGACGGGAUAUUGAUGAGCUUCAACUUGUGGAUAUCCGUCCUGGUGUUUGCUGGGUUGGGUAUAGUGUGGGGUCUCAUCACCAUCAUCUUUAGCUGUAUCAAUCUGGCUACAACCCCUAUAGAAACCAUCACAGGACCAAUGGGCCUUUAUUUGUGGAAUGCAUUUGCUUGCCUGUUUACCUUCAUUACAGUCAUCCUGUUUGUUGUGCUUUUCCUCACAGACCUAAAAAACAAUGUAUUAGAAGCUAAAGAAAUAGGUAUUGGCUGGAGCUCAAAAGACAGAACAGAAGUUGGAUAUUCAUUCUGGCUGAUUGUAGCAGCAACACUGUGCUAUCUCUUAAACAUUUUAUUUGUCAUAAUUUCUGGAACACAGUGUAAAGUGUUCAGAAAAAGUAAGUCCCACGUGAACCAGAAUGCCAGUGAUGGAAUGAUGAUGUACUGAACUAGUUGUUCAAUGGGGACAUUAAGGAAUACAAAUAUUCACAGAUGCCAAUUAUAUUUUGAUUAAUUAAAGAUAAAGACAACUGCCUUACAGACUACAUGUACCUUGUAGGUGAGUCAAAUCUAUUCAGUAGAUAUGUACAACAUGUCAGGUUGAGUGGAGGUUUCAUUAAGUAGAACGACACAUAUCUCACCAAGAUAAAGCUGAUAAGGUAGAGUAACCUGGACACUCCUCAUUUUACAUGUGUCAGUUCUAUGAUACCAGCAUAGAGCACGAGACCAAGGUUUACAUUCAGAAGACCACUGAACUAACCUCUUUUAUAUCUUUCAUUUCGAGAUUUCAGAUAAAGUAUUAAAUUCACAGAGGCCCUUUAAGUAACACUUCUGUUUUUCUUAGAACUCAUUUCAUAUUAAAUGUAUGUAAUGAAUUUUUAAAGUUUACGACUGUACCUCAUUUGGAUAUGAAUAUUGAUUUUUAUAACAAUUUUUAUACUGUCACUCUGAAUUUGAAUAACCUCUUUAUUUGAUUUACAAUACAAAGUGUAACCAUUCCUUAACAAAAUGAUGUUCACAAUAUUGACCCAAAAAUACAUAUAGAGUCCCACUUUUACUGCACUAGACAGUCCAAAUUGAAAGUAUUGUUGGAUUACUGUGGCUCUUCUCUAGACUUAAUAUAGAAAUGUUUUUAUGCACUGUUUGAUAGGUAUUUUGCAUGCUAGUGCACAAAAGAUUAGAAGCAAUUCAUAUUUGUGCAUUAUAUAUAAUAUAUAAUAUGCUGCCAUUGAGGUAUUACUUUACAUUCUACAGUAGUCACUAGUCUGUCAGGAUUUACCAUGACAUUAUGCAGUAUCAUCAAACUAUUAUAGUCCCGAGGACUAUCUCAAGAAUAUCUAGUCAGUUAAUGAUGGAGAAGGCCAUAAAGUUAGAUGUUACCAGUUCUGUAAAAUUGCUGCCAAUAUGUUGAUAGCCAGGGCCCUGGUUCACAAAGGACCUUACCAAAGUGGAUGUAGCUAAGCCUGGUGAUCUCAGACUGUCAUGAUCAGCUAUGCAAUGUCUAAGCGAAAGCAGUCCUAGACCAUGAAGUCAGUUGAUUCUUAAGGAGACAUCUUAGAUUCUAAGACUGUUGGAGUUUUGGUCCUAGGAUAUUGUUUUAAGACAGAAAAAGUGAAAUAAGCAGCCCCUUGUUAUGCUUCUGUUUUAAGUUGGCUUAACUUAAAUCGUAUAAAUAUUUUUGUGAAACAGGCCCAUAAUGUCUGGGGUGUGAGGAUAUUUAUUCAGUUUAGAUGAAAUGUUGCAGGUGCUGAUUUACUCUCAUUAGACAUGGAACCCAUUUUUAUAAAUAUUGAUGCACUUCAUGGUAGAUACUCAGAAUGAAGCUGAUAAUUUUAUAGAAUGUGCUUCGGAUCAAUCAAUGAAAAAUGAUAGAGAAUCAGCAGUUGUAAAGAAUUUGAUACCAUGAACAUUGAUGAUUUGUUUUAUAACCAUAUUAUAAUACAUUGGGACCAAUUCUGUUGAUGUGAUUUCUCUUAGAGAAUUUCAAAUAUUUUUGUAUGGUUCGUAAUUGUUUACAUUCCUUGAAAUUUGAUUGUUUAGACUCCAUAUACCAGCAUCUCUAUAUAACAUUUUGUUGUCUCAGUACAUUUUGUUUUGGCUUAAUAUUUAAAUGUUUGUGGCUGGGAUAGGGAGAAAUAUCAGCUUUAUGUCACUCUUUAUUGAUUUAGAAGUAUUUAUGUAUUUUCCUGUAUUUUGUAGUCAUAUUUCAUGUGAUGAUUAUUAUAUUUAUUAUUAAUAGUAUGACAUUUAUAAGAAGGGAUUUUGAAGGCAUAUCAGAAAAAAUGAUGUAGAUCAAGUAGCAUAACAGUGUUUGAAUAUAUUACAAGAAAGUCAAUUAGUUUGUAGGUUGCAGCUUUAAAGUAUGAAACUGGUAGUUAAUGUGCAUAUUUUAUCAUGAAGGUCAAUAUAUAAUGUAUGUGCUGCUGUUGUUUACAACAAGGAGUGACUCCAGCAGUUUUCCACAAUGUUAGAGAUGUUUGAUUGAUGAAAUCGAUACAGUGUUGUUAGCAUGAUUGAUAUGUCAUGUUUUAUGGAUUAGAACCAACAGAUACAGUGUUGUAUGAGUGAACUCUGCAUAAAGGAAUGAAAAAAUGUGUACAUUGAAACCCCUCUCACUUUUCAAAUGUAUAUGUGCUAUAGGUAAAUGUAAAAUUUGCUUUGGUGCUGGUGAACACAAAUGAAAAACGCACAACAAAAAUUUUAGCAAAGUUGUGUUUUAUAGGUAUGAAAAGGAUUAGCUGGAUUAUGGGUUCCUUGUACCUUGUAUGCCAAUUUGUAGUUGCAGCUUGGAAAAAUAAAGUUUCAAUAUUUUGGAUACA